AUGAUGGAAAAAGAAGAGGAGAUGUUGACUAGCGCCGGUUUAGUAACAAAUCCUGACACUGAAGAUGUGCAUCAAGGCUCUGAUACCGAGUUAUCAGAGGAUGGUGAAGAUGAUGAGAUGGAUGUAGAGAGUAAAAUGAAGGAGGAAAGUGAGAAUCAUGGUGGAAGGUUGAGGAGGAAAGCUAUCUUCGAGGACGAAAAUGAAGUUGAAGAUUACUCUGCUUUUGGUAACAUAUCAGAAUGGAAACAAGGGCUGAAGAAUGAUAUUGUAAAGAAGGACCUCGACUUGACGCAUAUUGUGUAUGGAGAAUCAUCAAAUACUUCUUUGGUAAAUGAGAAGCAUGAGAGUAGUGAUGAUGAUGAUGGAGAAGACUUCGAGCAAAGUGGUUGA
This is a messenger RNA of Arabis nemorensis, 390 nucleotides long. Lineage: Eukaryota; Viridiplantae; Streptophyta; Magnoliopsida; Brassicales; Brassicaceae. The record is from the annotation of a GenBank genome assembly.